Molecule: messenger RNA, 1303 nt
Organism: Fragaria vesca subsp. vesca
Lineage: Eukaryota; Viridiplantae; Streptophyta; Magnoliopsida; Rosales; Rosaceae
Product: protein MKS1-like
Exons: 1
Coding region: 285-941 (218 amino acids)
Cellular component (GO): nucleus
Source: RefSeq, a predicted model, not a curated record
CUAAACUAGUAGCCAAAGUUUACAAAUCAAAACUUCACCAGAGCAUUCUUGGAUUUAAAUAACCCCCCUUCAUUUCAUUGACUUGCUCUUCCCUUUUAAUAUUUCAUGUCAUGAGCUCACCUACUGUCCCCAGUUUGCCAUUUGCCUUGGAAUAUUAAUAACAUGCUACAGAAAGAUCCCCAAAACAUCAAUAACAACAACAACAUCAUCGUCAACAAUCCCCGAAGAUCAGCAAUCUUUUUCGUUCCAAUUAGCGACCUAGCUACUUGAUCAUCAUCAUCAUCAUGGAUUUUUCAGACUACCCAACAGGCAAGUCUCCAAGAAAAGAGCUCCAACUCCAGGGUCCACGUCCAGCACCUCUCAAGAUUCAUAAAGACUCCCACAAGAUCAAGAAGCCUCCGGUUGUUCCUCAACCCUCCCAAGCCAAUCAGCCUCACCAGCCGCCUCGACAGCCGGUUAUAAUCUACACAGUCUCCCCCAAGAUCAUUCACACAAACCCUAGCGACUUCAUGAACCUCGUCCAACGCCUCACCGGUUUACCUCCCUCCAAUUCUUCUGCUUCUUGUUCUUCCUCUUCUCCUCGAAAUGAUCAUCAGAACACUAAUGGCGGCGGUGGGGAAUCGACAAUGGAGCAGUCUAGGUCUUCGGAUCAUGAAGGAACGAUGGAUAUGGAUGAUGAUCAUGACGAUCGUGUUCAUGAUACUGGUCUUAAGCUGCAGCAAAAGGGUAUGUUUCCGGGUAUCUUGUCGCCGGCUCCGGGUUCGCUUCCUCCGAUUCCUUCAAACUUCUUCUCUCCGCCGGCGGAUAGCUUCUUCCAUGAUUUGAGCCCUGUACUUCAUGGUAACAGGAACUUCAUAGAAGGUAGCUUCAUGCCUAGUCCGUCCAACUUCUUUUCCCCUACUCCAUCCAUUGACUUGUUCAACAAUUUUUCCGAUUUAUAGUUGGUCUUUCUUUUUCAUAAUUCUUUACAAGUGGAUGAACCCCAAGAUUUAUUCAGAGUAGAGUUUUCUGGGUUUGUUUCUUCAGCAAUAUAGCUUUGGUGAUGAUGAACUGAUGAUGAAGAUUAUAGAAAUGGUACUAGAUUGGAAUAUUGAUUUUAAAUUUUUGGUGGGGAGGCAAGUUGGAAAGUUCUUAAUUAGUUGAUAGUUUAUUAGUGUGGGACAUAAAAUGAUGGAUCAUGCAGUACUUUAGGGAUGAUUCUAGCUCAUUAUCCUUUUGUUUUCGAUACCAUUUUUUUGUCACGUAUUCUUUGGCGUGUAAUCUGCAAACAUAUAUAGUUGACCUUUCCCCAUUGUUCUUUUCA